AGUGAGUACUCGAGGAGGGGGCGGGCGCCGGAGUCCCGGCAGCUUCUAGUAGGUUCCAGAAGGCGGCGCGUGCGGUUGGGAACGCGGAGCGGACGGGAACGCGGAGCGCUCGGAUUCGAUUCAACGGGGUUCCGGGCCAGGCUAUGGAGCAGGUGAAUGAGCUAAAGGAGAAGGGCAACAAGGCCCUGAGUGCUGGAAACAUCGACGACGCGCUCCAGUGCUACUCUGAAGCAAUUAAGUUAGAUCCCCAGAACCAUGUGCUCUACAGUAAUCGAUCUGCAGCCUAUGCCAAGAAAGGGGACUACCAGAGAGCCUAUGAGGAUGGCUGCAAAACCGUUGACCUGAAGCCUGACUGGGGCAAGGGUUAUUCACGAAAAGCAGCAGCUCUUGAAUUCUUAAACCGAUUUGAAGAAGCCAAGCGAACCUAUGAGGAAGGUUUAAAACACGAAGCCAAUAACCCUCAGCUCAAAGAGGGUUUACAGAAUAUGGAGGCCCGGUUGGCAGAGAGGAAAUUCAUGAACCCUUUCAACAUGCCUAAUCUGUAUCAGAAGUUGGAGAGUGAUCCCAGGACAAGGGCACUGCUUAGUGAUCCUACCUACCGGGAACUGAUAGAGCAGCUACGAAACAAACCGUCAGACUUGGCCAUGAAACUACAAGAUCCCCGGAUCAUAACCACUCUCAGUGUCCUCAUUGGGGUUGAUCUGGGCAGCAUGGAUGAGGAAGAAGAGGCUGCGACACCCCCGCCUCCACCUCCCCCCAAAAAGGAAACCAAGCCAGAGCCAAUGGAAGAAGAUCUCCCAGAGAAUAAGAAGCAGGCACUGAAAGAAAAAGAACUGGGGAAUGAUGCCUACAAGAAGAAAGACUUUGACUCAGCCCUGAAGCACUAUGACAGGGCCAAGGAGCUGGACCCCACCAACAUGACUUACAUUACCAAUCAAGCAGCGGUAUACUUUGAAAAGGGCGACUACAAUAAAUGCCGGGAGCUUUGUGAGAAGGCCAUCGAGGUGGGGAGAGAGAACCGAGAAGACUAUCGACAGAUUGCCAAAGCUUAUGCUCGAAUUGGUAACUCCUACUUCAAAGAGGAAGCGUACAAGGACGCUAUCCAUUUCUACAACAAGUCACUGGCAGAGCACCGAACCCCAGAUGUGCUCAAGAAAUGCCAGCAGGCAGAGAAAAUCCUGAAGGAGCAAGAGCGACUGGCCUACAUCAACCCCGACCUGGCAUUAGAGGAGAAGAACAAGGGCAAUGAGUGUUUUCAGAAAGGGGACUAUCCCCAGGCCAUGAAGCACUAUACAGAAGCCAUUAAACGGAAUCCACGAGAUGCCAAACUGUACAGUAAUCGAGCUGCCUGCUACACCAAACUCCUGGAGUUUCAGCUGGCACUCAAGGACUGUGAGGAAUGUAUCCAGCUGGAGCCAACUUUCAUCAAGGGUUACACACGGAAAGCAGCUGCCCUGGAAGCCAUGAAGGACUACACAAAAGCCAUGGAUGUGUACCAGAAGGCACUGGAACUGGACUCCAGCUGUAAGGAGGCUGCAGAUGGUCAUCAGCGCUGUAUGGUAGCUCAGUACAAUCGGCACGACAGCCCCGAGGAUGUGAAGCGACGGGCCAUGGCCGACCCUGAGGUACAGCAGAUAAUGAGUGACCCAGCCAUGCGGCUCAUCCUGGAACAGAUGCAGAAGGACCCCCAGGCACUCAGCGAACACUUAAAGAAUCCCGUAAUAGCGCAGAAGAUCCAGAAGCUCAUGGAUGUGGGUCUGAUUGCAAUUCGGUGAUGACUUGCUCAUCUCUUCCCUUCACCCUCGUGGAAAGACGAGCUGGGAUGGCAGCAAGCAGCAUGGUGCAGGGGGAGAGGGAGGAAGACAGCCCAUCUUUAUAUUUAUACCUGCCUACGUGGAAGACACAGACUCAUACAGCCGCUGCCUUGGGCCCUCUGAGCACUCGCAUGGUCUCUCACUGCUGUCCUUGGGUUCCGUGUCUCCUUCCCCUGCCCCCUCAGUCGCUGUCUCGGCUGCUCCCCAUAGUUAGUUAUUUUUUAUUUGGGGCAGUGGGCAUAUAUGGGGAGGGGAGGGUGUUCUUCCCAACUUGGGGCCCCAGCUGUCUUCACAUUGUUAACUCCACGCCUUCUUCAAUAAAACAAGCCAAUCAGGUGUGGUGA
Molecule: messenger RNA, 2158 nt
Organism: Marmota monax (woodchuck)
Lineage: Eukaryota; Metazoa; Chordata; Mammalia; Rodentia; Sciuridae
Gene: Stip1
Product: stress induced phosphoprotein 1
Exons: 14
Coding region: 144-1775 (543 amino acids)
Molecular function (GO): Hsp90 protein binding
Source: RefSeq, a predicted model, not a curated record